Molecule: messenger RNA, 9157 nt
Organism: Bicyclus anynana (squinting bush brown)
Lineage: Eukaryota; Metazoa; Arthropoda; Insecta; Lepidoptera; Nymphalidae
Gene: unc79
Product: protein unc-79 homolog
Exons: 56
Coding region: 1438-9096 (2552 amino acids)
Molecular function (GO): protein binding
Source: RefSeq, a predicted model, not a curated record
AAUAUGAAAAUGGAGUUGCGCGGUAAGCUCAAAUGAAAACAAACUUACAAAGUUCGAGUUUUAGAUCGAUAGCCCGAAGAGAAUAGCAAAUCUAGACUCAGAUCUCAUCUCUUUCGCCCAGGCUGACCGCGAUCUGUGACUAAAUUGCUGUUUAGUGUAUUGAUUAAGCCUUUCUUACCAUUUCGCGUGUGUCAGUCAAAUGCAGGGCAGUUUCAAGAUACAGUUGAUUAACAUGGGGACCAGGGCGGCGGCCUGUGAGUCGAUUAUUGUUAAGAAAAGACGCCGCUUUAGGCUUAAUUGCUCGUUUAACCCGGCGUGAGCUUUUGAGCCGGACCUAGAGCUGUACUGUACCUACCUGCUUGCCCAUACCCAUCUUUUCUUGAUUUUUGUAUAAUUUAAGUAGGUAGGUACUUUAACGAGUUCCAUAUUAUGCUUUAUCGCCUCUCAGUCUCGUGUUUAUGAAAUAUCUAAUAUUAACAGUUGUAUUUAAUAAAGUAGCUUAAUUUUAAAUGAUAUAUAAAUUGUAUCAUUUUUAGUAAUUUUUAACCGACUUCAAAAAAGGAGGAGGUUCCCAAUUCGUCUGUAUGUUUUUUUUUAACUUACCAAGAAAACUUAUAACUUACUCAAGAAGUAGUCUUCAAACAAAUUACUAAUGGAAUUGUGUGAAAAUUGUACUAACGGAAAAGUAAUUUUUAGUCACUAAAUUAUUAUACACAUCAUAAAAUCAUGAAAAAUUAAGUAUUUGAGUGCUUCAAUUUUGUAUGAUACAUACAUGUAAAAGUCAAAAUAAUACAAGCUUAAGCUUGAAAAUAUUAUGAUUAUUGAAAGAAGGCAUUAUCUAGACUAAUACAUUACACAUUUGCACUUAUCAUCAGACGAGAUUAUGUUCAAGCCUAAGCUACGAGUUAUUUUUAUCCUUUUGAGACUGACAAGCUCACUUUGGGUUAAAAAGCACUUGCCACAGACUAAAUAAAAAGGAUAGACACAAUACAUGGUUUUAAGAAGAUAUAGUGUAUAUACUGUAUAUAGACUGAUAUACUAAUAAUUUAAUAUAACUAAUAUUGGAAAAAAAUUAACUUUCAUUCAAUAAUGAUGACUUUGAGGCAGAAUUCAGGUUGACAGGAGUAGGGGUGCCAAAAACAUGAAACAUACAGUAAGCUUAAAAAACCAUGCCAUGUAAAUCAUAAUCUGGAGAAAGAAAUUUGUGAUCUAAAUAAGAUUAGAUAAAUCUUUAUGUUAUAAAAUAGUAGAGGAAUAAGUAAUUAUAGUAUCUUCACAUAUCCUCUAAAAUCUCAACACAAUUUAUCAUAUUACACCAAGGGAGCUGCCUCCAAACAAAGUUCACAUACAACUAAAUGUUUUACACUGACACUUUCAGGAGAAAAAGAAAGGAGGUUGUUCCUGCAUUUGUCUCACCUUUUCAUCCAAGUCUGUGGCAUGCAUGCACGUCCAUUAAUGCAUUUCUUUUUCAGAGGUUCCUCGGCGACCUCAGUAAAAGCUUUUAGUGUGUACCCAAUGCAGACCGCGCAGGCGUCUGAUAACAUGCAGCUUGUUCUGGAGCCGCUGAACAUGAAAGUCACGGCGAAGAUCCGGAGCCUGUACGACUGCCAGCUCCGGCUGAUGCACAACAUCCAACCGCUGCCCUCGGGGACUGACAUCGCCAACACCGUCAAAUACUUCUCACAGACUCUUCUGAGUGUCCUGAAGGAUGUCCCGCGGUCUCCCCUGGAAAUGAUCCGCGAUGCAGACAGCGACGCCGAGCGCAUGGGCUUGUACCCCAACCUGGACUACAAGGGACUCUUCAACGCCAUCUCGCAACUCGUCGACUCUGCACCGCAUUUGCAAUAUGGCAUUCAAGCCUUCGGUCAAGCAGUGUUGCAGUGUCUCGGCUGCCUGCUGCCGUUCCUGGAGUACGACAUGAUCGACAACCUGCCGUACUUGGUGGCGUACUGCGUGGCCGUGUUCCCCGCCAACCUGCACCAGGGGAUAUUGCACCUGCUCUGCUAUUACAUACUGCCCUUCACUAUCACUCGGCGGUAUUCAGGCUUAGAAGAGGAGAGCGAGGCUUCUCAGUCGGUAGGCGCCAUCAUAAUGAUGGUAUUUCAGCAUUCCAGCAAUCCAGCCCAUCACUGCCAACUGCUGGAGUGCCUCAUGUCCAUGAAGCAGUGGGUGGUGAAGGACGUGCUGUGUGUCAUCGCGUACGGCACGUGCGGCGCGCGCGUGUCGGCGGCCAAGCUGCUGUUCUACUACUGGCCGCCCUUCGACGCCAAACUGUUCGACAGGAAGGGACUGCUGUGCAAAUUCGCCAACGACCUGGUCCCGUUCUUCUGCCAACGCGACAUGUGCCCCAACGCCGGGUCGGCCGAGGCGGCGAAGGUGUGCUACGACCACUGCAUCAGCGUCACCUUCGCGUCCGACACGCCGCCGCCGCUCUAUCUGUGCAUCGAGUGCGCCAAUGAGAUACACAGAGAACACCCCAAUCAACGGUUUUUUGAUAUCUUGCAUCCUCAGCAGCAAGUAUCGAUGGUCUGCGAAAAUAAGAAUUGUCGUUCAGCAGACAAGGCUGCAUACUCGAUUUGCUUCUCCAACGAAUGUGCCAGUUACAACGGAAAUCAUCCUAUUCGAUACUGCCAGCAGUGUCACGGCAACCGCCACAACAGCCGGCGCGGCGGCGACCACGUGGUGCACACGCGCCUGCCGCCCGCCUGGCAGAUGGACAGCGACAUGCAGACCAACCUGGUCGAGGCCAUCAUCAGCCUGUUAAAGGAAGCAAAACCAAUAAACAUGGAGGACCCGGACAGUUCCACGGAGGCGGUCAAGUCGACACUCAGCGUCAGCCUACCUGACCCCAUACCAGUUGAGGACAGACAAUUACUUGGAAGAUACGGCGUUUGGUUAAUGGUGGGUCUCUGCACUCCGAACCCCGACACUCCAGACGAGGUGCUGGGCCGGCUACUGUCUGUCCUCUUCCAUUGGUUCCACGUCACCUCAUUCUCUUAUACAGGUGAAAUAGCCAACACAGUGGAGAAGUUAAAGUCAGAGCACGUGUGUCCGUGGUUACGCAACAUCGCCGACAAGCACCGGCGCGUGCUGACGGCGUGCCUGCUGCCGCACCCGCCGCAGCACAUGCGCGUGGCGGGCCACUGGGACAACCUCGGCUCCAAGAUCGCGCACCUCAAGGACGGCCUCAACCGACUAUAUUGCCUGAUCCCGUACGGCAUCAUCACUCAGUCCAUUUGGGAUUACAUCAUGCCGCAUUGGAUGGAGGCCAUCUGCGAAGAUGUUCCAGAAAAAGAACUCCUGGAGUUGAAAGUGUCGGUGGCGAAGAUCCUGGAGCCCGACGGCAGCAUGGUGGGCGUGGAGGAGCGCGACCUGUACAACUUCGCCAUACUCAAGGCGUCCGACAAACCGUUGCCCGACACCGUGCUGCCUGUGCUCGAGUGGUUCCAGACGAUAUCGCUACUGGAAGUGAAGACGCCGUUAUCUACUCUGUUCGACCUGUUCAGUCACUGCGUCGUCAACCUGCCAGAGAAGAUCUGCAAACCACCACCAGAAGACAAUAAGCUCAAGGACAAUGGAACGAGUGAACCAACCGCAAAUGGCAAAGAUAAAGAGAAAGAUGACGAGACGAAGCCGCAGAAUCUGACAUGUUGCAUUCUGAUGCUUGAUAUCCUUCUUAAACAGAUGGAGCUCCAACAGCACCGCAUCAACAUACAAAACGUAAGCAGCGAGGCCACAAAGCUGUUGCGACUGAUGCUGAAGUCCAACCAAAUGAAUACCAUUGAACACGCGGAGUGUCGGUCGGCGGGUGCGUGCGCGUACUGCGAGGCGGCGGCGCUGUGCCACCAGCUGGCGGUGCGGCUCGUACGCACGCUGGUGCCGCACGCGCCCGCGCAUCAUUCAGAGCCGUCAAUCGAGGAAGCAUGGUCCGAAUCCCACACAAAGAAGAACCAAUCAGAAGACGAGCGCAGCAAGUCCGGCGGAACGCCCGCGACGUCCGUGGACGCUUUGAUGACUAUCGCGCACCCGCUGGCUGAGAAGGGUUCUGUAGGAGGCGUGCUCGUUCAUAUGCCGCAUUUUGUUCAUUUCAUGCAAAUGUCACUAAUAAGCGACAUCGGGUCGGACGCCACACUGACAAAAUCGUCUGGCGAUACGCAAAUAAUGACGGCGACGGUGGAGACGAUCACGGAACAGCUGGACAUGGCGGUAUCGCUGCCGCCGGCGGAGCAGCCGCCCACGGCCACGGCGCACUCCAUCACACUGACCGACACCGAUGUCGCUACGGCUACUGCUAACGUAUCAACACCAAAUCUACUGGGUCAGAAUGAAGGAGACUCUGUGGAUGAUGACAUGACAAACUUCUGGCCCACUUCAGCGGGCAAGUUUCACUUCUGCAUCGACGAGCUUCCGCAGGAGCUUCAAUACAUUCAUCAGUUGCUGCAGGAGCUCAAGAACACGAAACGUCCCGAUGUGCUGUACCACCUCCUGCAGUGUCUUCAGGUGUUGGUCCUCAACACAGACGCCCUGGCAGAACACAAGGGCUUCUUGAUUUGGUGUCAGGAGAACCUCCUCAUCGACAACCUUUGGAACGUGUGCGACGCGGCGCAGUCGCACAUCAGCUCGGUGGCGGUGCCCGUGCUGCUGCACUGCGUGACGCUGGCGGGCGGCGCGGACGUGUUCUGCGCGCUCGUGCGCGACGCCUUCCACCACCCCGACCCGCAGCGGCGGUUCACGGCCGUCGAGCGCGUCACCAUGCUCAUAAGGUUCAUGGAUGGUUCUCCGAUAAAGUCCAGCCUGCCGCUGCAGGCCGCGCUGGCGACGGCGUUCUGCUACCUCAUCUCCAGCAUGGACGACAUCAAUGUUUAUGUGGCGCAAAGAGCCACGCUGUACAUCGGGACCAUACACGACAAUGCCAUUGAGUUACUACUUUAUUGUCUCGAGACUCAGUUCGACCUGGUCAUAGUGGACCGUCCGAUGAUACUUCAGUCGAUCUACCAGCUACACAACACGCUAAGCGAUCGCCGCAUUCUUACCUGGGAGUUCUUCCUUAACCGUUUUGAAGCAUUGCUUCUUGAAGCGCAGAUCAAUUCUAACAAGAAUGUGGACUAUUCAAGUUUGCGUGAUUUAUUGUCGCGGUCAGAGUGGGUAGAAGCACGUGUGCGACGUGCGCAUGAAGCACUAGCGGGCGCGCCGCGCUCUCUAGCCGCGUCGUUCGGCGCCAAGUGGCCGUACAAGCGCACCGUCUCCGCGCCCGCUGCCGUGCCGCCUCAGCCGCACGCGGUGUUUGCGCCGACCGAGAGGGAGAAGGUAUACUCGCGCCAGUACUCCGCGCCGCUGCUCAAGCGGAAGACGUCGCGAUUUGGUUUGGGUCUGGGACAGCUGCUCACCACGCCACAGGCGCCGCCUGCCACGCCGCGCUCCAACAACACACACGAUUGUAUGCACUCGUUGUCGGGACGUUCGACGGACGACACGGUGACCACGGUGCUGCCCAAGGCGGUGGAUCUGGAGGAGGCUGACAAGGAGACCACCAAUUUACUGGUCUUUCUGUUGAUGCAGUUUUUGUCCAGAUCCGACCAGGCGCAUCCCACAGACGACAAGUCGUGCCUGAAGACGCAAGAGCUGGUUCUGCGCCAUCUGUUCCUACUGCUGGGAUACAACUCGAUGGAGAGAUUCUUUACUAUUUCACCACAUACUUUGAGAAUGUCGUCCAUCUUCAACGCGUUCAUGGCCAACUUGCCGCAAGUGCUGGACCAGAACCAUGUGAUGGGAGCCAGCAUUGCGGAGCCUACCCUCAUGUUACUGCAGCACUGCAUCCGGCCUGCUCUGUACAGCAGUAACAGCGCGGCGGCGGUGCACUCGCUCGCCGCGCUGGAGCCGCACGUGCGCCGCCACUGGCUCAUGGCGCUGCUGGUGGUGCUGUACAAGUACCACUACAGCAGCGGCGCUCUGUGCGAGCUGGCGGGCGCUCUCGUGCGCGCCGUGCUGCAGUCGGUGGAGGCGCAGCACCAUCAGUGCAAGCGCAUCCCGCCCGUGCUGCUGUUGCCGCAGCAGCAGCCGCGCCCGCACUGCUCGCAGCAGCACCACGCUAGAGAAAGUCGUGAAGUACCACUCAAAGUGGACGAGCCAACGACGCACAAGUCGCCUGCGCACUGGCCAGAACCACCAGAACCUGCCAAAUACCAACAAUGGAGCCUGGAGCAAGAGUCGUCAGAGAGCGAGCUGAUCGCCAUCCCGGAGACCAGCGACAAGUCCGACACCACGGUGCACGGCAGCACGGCCCCCGGUUCAUUCGACGAGCCGUCUCACUACGAGGAACCUCCGCCCACCGCGCCGCCUCACGGGGUCUCUUACCCUGGAUUUGGGAAAGCCCCGGCAGUGGGCUCGCGUUCCGCGCACCAGCUGUCCACCAGUUCAUCCGUAUCGAUCGGCAGCGAUUCAUCCAACUUGAAGUCCACGCCCAUGAGUGGGCAGUCGGUGGAGAUCUGGCCCGACCAACUGCACCAGCAGCACUCGCCGCGGACCAAGAUACUCGGCAAGCAGAAGCGGAUCGUUGUUGGGAGCAGCACAUCUCCGGACACGGCGGCGUCGUCCAACGGAGACGCGCUCGCGCAGCCGCAGCAACACGCCCUGCUACGUAGCCCGGGAGUGGCGUACGCGUCGCCCGAGUCGCCGCUGUCAAAGAUGGAGGUGGCGUGGAGCGGCCCCUCCCCGCACCCGCCGCCGCCGCCCGCGCACCCCUUCCACAUACCGCCGCCCGCGCCCGAAAGAUUGCUGCCCAUCGGGCCGAAGCCCAACAAGGAGCAGUACCCGGUGUUCAACGCGCUGGUAGACCGCGUGCGAGAGGCUCUCAACAUACCUGACGUGUUUUCAGACUCGUCCGAGCGCACGGACUCGAGCGAGGCAGAGCUGACGCCCGCGCGCCCGCACCGCCUGGCCGACCGCCCGUCCUCCGAGAGCUUCCGUUCUCCUCGUCGCCUGGCUCGCCAAGCGGCCCAGCUGGGCUCUCCCCCGCCCGCCGCGCCGCAACCCCCGCAGCCCCCGCAGCCCCCGCCACCGCCACAGAACCCCGCGCCGAGACCGGCCCGGCCGCUCUCUACAGACAGUGGGCAGGCUUGGUGGGGCGGCACGCGACGUGCGGCGCGCCGAGCCGCACACGCGCAGCCCGCGCCAUUGCGGCCCGACGCCACUCUACGGUAUCGAUGUGGUGAAUGCGGUGGCGCAGUGGAGCAGUACAGUGACGAGGAGCUGGGGCUGUGUGUCAUAGUGCUGGCCACCUUCGUGCGCCGCGAGCCCGCCGCCGCCGCCACUCUGCUGCCGGCCUUGCUGCACAGCGUCACUAGGGUAGUUCAGUUGGGCAGUUACUCGUGGCAGGCGGAGAGCAGCACUCGGCUGCCGGGCAGCGCGGUGUUCGUAGCGCACCAGUUCCUGCGCUGCGUGCUGCACCAGCUGGCGCCGCACAACGUGUUCCUGCAGCUGUUCCUGCAGCGGACUCCGGAAAAACAGCGUCAAAUGUUCUUCAAAAGUGUUGCGCAGGCGUUUGUGGACUUCAACGAGUUGUACCCUUGCGGACCUCUGCAGCUGCUUAUCGAGCAUCUCAACUCCAAGAAGACGUUGCCGAUUGACCAAAUGGGUGUGAUAGCGGGCAACAUGGCGAUGUACCUGGAGUGCCUGGCCCCGGAGGCGCUGGGGCCCGUGAGCGCGUGCGGUGCGCUGCUGGCGGCCCUGGACACGCUGCUGAGAGCAGUAGCACUCCAGCUGCCGCAGCUGGAUGAUGCGCUGCCACUGCUGAGGGUCUGCGCUGCUGCGCUGCGGGUGCCGGCGGCCACUCACCACAAGAGCCUGUUGGAGCCCAUGUCGAAGAUAGUGUCGUACGCGGUUCAGAACUGCGCCGUGAGGCUGAGUGCACUGAUCGAGGUGGGCGCGGGCUGCGUCAGGGCGUUCGCGCGCGACCGCGACAAGUUGCUGCUGUGCCGCGUGCUGGUGUACGAGCUGCUGCACGCGCUGCGCACCAAGACCACUGUGCCCGAUGACAACCUCUUCGUGUUGCUGCAAUUUGUGCUGCAGGGUCACGGCUCCACGCUGCUGCUCCCCCCGCAACUGAACACGGGGGAGCUGCUGUCGGGCUGCGGCGGGCCCGAGGCGCGCGACCUCGGCAGCGGGCCCGUGGACUGCAUGCGGCCGCACCUCGCCGACAUGAUCGAUCUGCUGCAUGACCCCAAUCUGCUUAACAAGAUCAAGGGCUCCGUUUCCAAAUCAAUAGUGAACAGAAACCUCAUUUGCCUCAACGAAGACACCCUGGGCGCGAUAGUGAAGGGUGGCAUCGCUCAGUACGUGGCGAUGGAGCUGGCCUUGGAACAGAGCCGCGGCAAGCAGGACCGGGGGCCCACGAGACACAUGAUGCCCUGGCUCACUACCAGCUUGCCCGGGUCGCGCGACGUGAGCGAGUGCGUGGGGCGGGCGCGGCUGGUGUCGUGGGUGGUGCUGGGCGCGCUCAGCAACGCGCGCACGCACCCGCUGCAGCUGCCCGUGCCGCUGGACGCCUCCUGCCACCUCACCGACCACAUCCAGACAAUAAUGUCGUCGUACGUGGAGCAGGCGCAGGACGCGGCGGGCGGGCAGCGCAUGAGCGCGCUGUGCGGCGCCUUCCUGCUGUGCCAGCUGUGGACGCUGUACGUGUGGCGCUGCGGCGCGGCGGCGGCGCCCGCGUCCGAGCCGCAGCACGCCGCGCACGCGCUGCUGCUGCACUUCUGGUGCAAGCUGGUGCCCACGCUCACGCAGCUCACGCACGCCAGCAAGCUGUUGGCUGAAACGGUGAACCUGCACUUUCUGAGCCUGCUGGAGUCGCUGCUGGAGUGCAACUCCACCGUGCUGAACAAACUGCUGCCUCUCUGGACGCCCAUACUGCAUUCGCCACUCUUCAAUAUGCCGCCGCACGUGGCGCAGCGGCUGGAGGCGUGUCGCGAGAUGCAGCCGGAGCCGGCGGGCGGCGCGGCGGCGGGCGAUGCGGCGGCGCGCGAGCACCGCCGGCUCUACCGCCUGCUCACCAAGAUGGCGCAGCUGGAGCUGCAGCCGCACUCCUUCUACUUCAUAUAAUGUCGUCGUGAUGGACGCCCACUGCUGGUCCUAGGCCUAUUUUAAUAGUUUAUUGUUUAUG